Molecule: messenger RNA, 927 nt
Organism: Huiozyma naganishii CBS 8797
Lineage: Eukaryota; Fungi; Ascomycota; Saccharomycetes; Saccharomycetales; Saccharomycetaceae
Product: bZIP transcription factor
Exons: 1
Coding region: 1-927 (308 amino acids)
Cellular component (GO): RNA polymerase II transcription regulator complex
Molecular function (GO): DNA-binding transcription activator activity, RNA polymerase II-specific; transcription cis-regulatory region binding
Source: RefSeq, a predicted model, not a curated record
AUGAGACGGUGCUGUGGACGUGGCAGUGGGAUAAGAGAGGAAGAGGACGAGCCAGCACAGACCUUGUUGGGAGCGGAGAGUGGAGAGCGGCUUGGCAGGAUGGACAGGAUGGACACACAGAUGGAUUUCUUUGAGGUGUUGAGGCAGAGACAGGAUGCGGCCGGGGCCGUUGGUGGUGCCGGUCCUUUUGAUGAGGCGGACGGGCAAGAGGAGUUGGCGAGUAGUUUGAUGUAUGUGUCGCCACCGCACAACGAGAAGUCGUUUGAGCAGAUCGGGUUUGGUGUUGGUAACGGUGACGGGGGUGGCACUGGGUCGUUUGUGUUGACUCCCGAGAACUCGUCGGCGUCGCAGUCUGGGACUCACGAUAUUGAUUCUGGUGGUGGUGCUGCUGCUAGUACCAGUGGUGGUGCGGGGCUCGACGAGAAGAAGAAGGCGCAGAAUAGAGCUGCUCAGAAGGCGUACAGGGAGAGGAAAGAGGCCCGUAUGAAGGAUCUGGAGUAUAAACUGAGAGAGAGUGAGUUACACAGAGAGAAACUGUACAGAGAGGUCGAGGAGUUGAGAAGGGCAAAUUUCCAAAUACAGACUACCAACAGACAUUUAUUACAGCAGUGUGAAAAGAAACAGAGAGAAGGUGCUGCGAAUACAAUGACCACGGUGCAACCGUCACAACAGAGGUACGUGUUCCCAACGGAGGGUCAGUGUUUUGAAAAUAUGGCCAGCUCGAAACAGAGCACAGCACAGGGGAGUGAGGGCAUUCUAUUGACGGUGCCCGACACGUGGGAGUACCUCCACAAACUGUCCCGGACUGUGGAUUUCGAUGUAUCACAGGUGAUGGACUCACUGAGAGGGCUGGAAGUUUGCAACGGGCAAGGUGCGUCGUACCUGAAGAAGAACGUCGACGAAAUGGUCGCCAAUGCAACAGUGUGA